GGUCUACACAAUCUCCCCCCCUUCUCCUCCUCCAUCCCCCACCUCGCCCCCAACCCAAUGUCUCCCAUUUUUUCCCGCUCACCUCUAACCCUGCUCGCUCUCCUCCUCGCCCUCCCACCCCUCGCUGCCUCCUCCUCCUCCUUCCCGCUUCCCACCAUCGCCAUCGCCGCCGCCAGCACCAACACCGCCUCCCCACACCACCUCGCCUGCGGCCUCGUGUCCAACGGCACAGGCUACCAGCUCUCCUGCGCCAGCGUCACCAACCGCUCCGCUAGCCCCCGCAAGUACGGGUAUGGCGGCGGCAGUACCACGCCCUUCUCCGCCCUCGUCGCCGGUGAUGGGUACCUCUGCUCCGUCGACCCGAUCUCCUCGCCGCCCGUGUCCAUGCGCUGGUGGGACUUGAACGACGGCGAGGAACCGUCCAAGAGGGUGUACAGGGGCGAGGCGCUGUCUGCGGUGGCCGGCGGCGGGGAGUACGUGUGCGGACUAGUGGAGAAGAGGAUAAAGUGCUGGAGGUGGGAAUGGGGGGCCGUGCCGGAAGAGGUGGGGUUCUCGGCGCUGGCGGUGGGCGGCGGGUUCGUCUGCGGGCUGGUGGCCGGGACAGGGGAGCUGAAGUGCUAUGGCAAUGGGGACGCGGUGGGGCGGGAGCCGAGGGGCAGGUACAUGUUGCUCGCCGCCGGUGAGAGGCACGCCUGCGCGGUGGACCACAGAGGCAUGCUGGGGUGCUGGGGAGAGGCGGCCGCUGUUGCGGCCGCGGCGCCGCCGAAGCUGAUUCGCGCUGUGUCCACGGUGGCGGUGGGCGACGCUCUCACGUGCGUGCUGUGGGGGAACUGGACGGUCUCCUGCUGGCCGGAGGAGGAUGCGGCUGUGCCGCCGGAGAUAUCGCAGGAGCAGUUCGUCGCUCUGGAAGCGAGGGGGAAGGUGGUGUGCGGGGUGCUCAUGUCCGACUACUCGCUGGUGUGCUGGGGCGGAGAUGUUGCCGGCGGGGUGAGGAAGGUGUUCGACAAGGUCCUGCCGGGGCCGUGCGCGCCGGCAAGGUCGUGCCCGUGCGGCGUCUGGUCAGGCUCCGCGAUGCUCUGUGACAGCGGUGGCGCGGCCAUCUGCUACCCCUGCGGCUACACUCCUCCCAUGAAUGCGCAGGCGCCUACGUCCAACCCGCGGGCGUCGACCUCUCACACGAGGAAGAAGCGGCGGCCGAGCGAUCUUGUGAUCGCAAUGAUAAGCUUUGGAGCUGGUUCAGGACUCGUGGUCCUCGUCGGCGCGCUCUUGGUCGCUUACUGCCUGCGCCGGCGCAGCCGCAGCCGCAGCAGCUGCUCCCAUGACUCCGGGCGCAUCCACGCCGAGCCGAUGACAACUCCGGUGCCGCGCGUGCCGCGGCGGCUCAGCAUGCUGCUCUCCAAGGGCCCGAACACGACGGUGGAGCAGUUCCCCCUGGCAGCGCUCCGGGCCGCCACGGACGUCUUCUCGCCGUCCCACCGCAUCGGCUCCGGCAGCUUCGGCGCCGUCUACCGCGCGUCCCUCCCCGACGGCCGCGAGGUCGCCAUCAAGCGCGCGGAGCGGCGUGACUCGGGCGCCUCAUCCUCCGCCGCCGCUGCGGCGGCGCGUCGCGUCAACCACGAGUCGGCCUUCGUCUCAGAGCUCUCGCUGCUCUCCCGCCUGAACCACAAGAACCUUGUCCGGCUGCUGGGAUUCUGCGCCGACGGCGGCGAGCACAUCCUGGUGUACGAGUUCAUGCACAACGGCACCCUCCACGACCACCUCCACAAGCGCCCCGCCCCGCUCUCGCCGCCGCUCGCCUCCUGGCCGUCCCGCCUCCGCCUCGCCCUCGGCGCGGCGCGCGGCAUCGAGUACCUGCACACCUACGCCGUGCCGCCCAUCAUCCACCGCGACAUCAAGUCGUCCAACAUCCUCCUCGACGCCUCCUGGUCCGCCAAGGUGUCCGACUUCGGCCUCUCGCUGCUCAAGAACCUGGGCACCGGAGACAAUGCCGGCGGCGAGGAGCCGUGCGUGACGGCCGGGACGGUGGGGUACAUGGACCCGGAGUACUACCGGCUGCAGCACCUGACGGACAAGAGCGACGUGUACAGCUUCGGGGUGCUGCUGCUGGAGCUGCUGUCCGGGUGCAAGGUGAUACAGAGGUACGAGGGGAGCGGCACGCCGAGGAACGUGGUGGACAUGGCCGUGCCGUACAUCGAGUCGGACCGCGUGCACCGGGUGCUCGACAUCCGACUUCCGCUGCCGACGCCGGGGGAGAUGGAGGCCGUCGCCUACGUCGGGUACCUGGCCGCGGACUGCGUCCGGCUGCCCGGGCGCGAGCGGCCCUCCAUGAGCGAGGUGGUCGGCGUGCUCGAGCGGGCCGUUGCGGCAUGCGAGGAGCACGAGGAUAGCCCGGACGGCGGCGAGGCGGCCCUGUCGCGGUCGUGCACCGAUGGGUCCACCACCAUGUGACGUGGCAUGCAUGGCAUGCCAUCAGGCAUUGCAUGGCUCGUCCCUCGCCUCCCCCGGUGGCAAGAACACAUGGAGUUUCUUGAGGUUUUGUUUGUUUGUUUACUUUUCUCUAUUCUCUUUGUAGUUAUAUGCGUGUAGAGUAGAUCAUUUAGUGAAAACAUUUUUGCUUUGCCUAAUUGGAUGGCAAGAAAAGAAAUGUAUAUAUUCCUAUGUUGUCUGAGAAUUUGCUACUACUAUUUUGGAGCUCCAAGUGUUAUUAAAUAGCUAUACGUGCAAUGUCAGCGUUUCGCAUCAGUACCCGAGUGAACAGUAAACUCACAAUAAUAUCGACCAGAUUCAAAAAAUU
This is a messenger RNA of Triticum aestivum (bread wheat), 2794 nucleotides long. RefSeq names its product serine/threonine-protein kinase-like protein CCR4. Bases 58 to 2448 code for a protein of 796 amino acids. Gene Ontology annotation, biological process: protein phosphorylation. The record is from RefSeq and is a predicted model, not a curated record. Gene Ontology annotation, molecular function: ATP binding; protein kinase activity. NCBI's taxonomy places the organism in Eukaryota, Viridiplantae, Streptophyta, Magnoliopsida, Poales, Poaceae. The transcript has a single exon.